UUUGUGAGGACAUGUGUGUCUCAUAUGGGCUGGGUUGUGUGUUCCAGUGAACAGACUCCAGUCCUGGACUCCACUGAGACCACACUGAGGUCGAGAUGCUCAACAUGGGGGCUGUGCUGCUGUUACUAAUUGGUGUGGCUGAUGGUGUGGAGACCUUCUGCAACGCCACACAGCCACACAUCAUCACCCAGUGCUUUGGCUCUCUGGGAGGAACUGUGGAGGUCCUGCUGUCUACUAAGACCAAACAAGAUUAUAUCUACAAACUGAAGAAAAACAAUGUUACUGUUAACCGCAGUGAGACAACAGACAGCAGAUAUUCAUUUAUUGUCAGUACUGGAAUAUUUACUAUAAAGGACGUCAACAUGAAAGACACUGGUGAAUACUCAAUGGAAGUACAUGAUGCAGAUGGGAAGCAAGUAGCAUACACUGAAUGUUAUUUAACCAUUCAAGUCACAGCCCUCGUCCCUAUAAUCGCUGGUUCCCUGUCAGCGAUGGCUCUGCUCCUGAUAGUAGCAUUGGGAGUCUACUGCGCAAAAAAGCACAAAACCUCAAGAGACACCACAGAAGCGGAAGAUGUAACCUACGCAGACGUCUCUGUGCUCCAGCGUCGGGGGCAGCGGAGAGAGGAGGGGGAGGGGGAGGUGGAGUACGGGGCGGUCAGGGAGGCUCCAGGCCCCAGGCGGACGCUGGAGACCAAUGUGGACGAGUGUGUGUACGCUCAGCCCCAGAGCACGAGGCCCUGAAUGCUGUGAACACCCAGAAGGACGCAUAGACAUUUUCAACCUUUUUACUGACACUCCCAUCGUGGCUUCUGAAAGACAAAGUCAUUGGCCCCCUACGUUCUGAUGAUUCAGCAUUCAUUCUAUUUGGACAUUCAGGCGGAAAUUUUGGCUAUGCCGACAUUACAUAAUUUUUUAUGCUUUACACCACAUCUGCUUUCAUGUUAAUUAUUGUAUUGUUAUUUUAAUUAUGUCUAUAACCCUUUCUCCUGUUUAAUAAAAACACAGAUAAAGAUU
Gadus macrocephalus (Pacific cod) is the source of this 1016-nucleotide messenger RNA. RefSeq lists its product as uncharacterized. The transcript is spliced from 4 exons. Lineage: Eukaryota; Metazoa; Chordata; Actinopteri; Gadiformes; Gadidae. The record is from RefSeq and is a predicted model, not a curated record. Bases 96 to 743 code for a protein of 215 amino acids.